Dipodomys spectabilis (banner-tailed kangaroo rat) is the source of this 1732-nucleotide messenger RNA. It is a transcript of the gene Chrnb1, whose product is annotated as cholinergic receptor nicotinic beta 1 subunit. Gene Ontology annotation, biological process: monoatomic ion transmembrane transport; chemical synaptic transmission; signal transduction. Gene Ontology annotation, cellular component: synapse; neuron projection; postsynaptic membrane. Gene Ontology annotation, molecular function: transmembrane signaling receptor activity; acetylcholine-gated monoatomic cation-selective channel activity. Lineage: Eukaryota; Metazoa; Chordata; Mammalia; Rodentia; Heteromyidae. Bases 29 to 1534 code for a protein of 501 amino acids. The record is from RefSeq and is a predicted model, not a curated record. The transcript has 11 exons.
CAAAAUCACUGAGCGACACGGCCGGGUUAUGGUCUCAGGGGCGCUGCUGCUGCUUUUGGGGGCGCUGGGGGCGCCCUUCGCCCCAGGCGCCCUUGGCUCGGAAGCUGAGGGUCGACUCCGCGAGAAGCUUUUCUCGGGCUAUGAUAGCUCCGUGCGGCCGGCGCGGGAGUUGGGAGAUCGCGUCGAGGUCAGCGUUGGUCUCAUCCUGGCGCAGCUCAUCAGCCUGAACGAGAAAGAUGAAGAGAUGAGCACAAAGGUGUACUUAGACCUGGAAUGGACCGAUUAUAGACUAAGCUGGGAUCCUGCAGAAUACGAUGGCAUCGACUUGCUUCGCAUUACACCUGAAUCUGUGUGGCUCCCUGACGUGGUGCUGCUGAACAACAAUGAUGGAAAUUUUGACGUUGCUUUGGAUAUUAAUGUCGUGGUGUCCUUCGGUGGCACGGUGCGUUGGCAGCCCCCUGGCAUCUAUCGAAGCAGCUGCAGCAUUCAGGUCACUUACUUCCCCUUUGACUGGCAGAACUGUACCAUGGUGUUUAGUUCAUACAGCUAUGACAGCUCAGAGGUCAGCCUGCACACAGGCCUGGAUCCUGAUGGGCAGGAACGGCAGGAAAUCUACAUUCAUGAAGGGACUUUCAUUGAGAACGGCCAAUGGGAGAUUAUUCACAAGCCCUCUCGGCUAGUCCAGCCGCCAGGGGAUCCAAGGGGAGGGAGGGAAGGACAGCAUCAGGAAGUUACCUUCUAUCUCAUCAUCCGACGGAAACCUCUCUUCUACCUGGUCAAUGUCAUUGCCCCAUGCAUCCUCAUCACUCUCCUGGCCAUCUUUGUCUUCUACCUACCACCAGAUGCAGGAGAAAAAAUGGGCCUCUCAAUCUUUGCCCUGCUGACCCUUACUGUGUUCCUGCUGCUGCUGGCAGACAAAGUACCUGAGACGUCCCUGUCAGUCCCCAUCAUUAUCAAGUAUCUCAUGUUCACCAUGAUCCUCGUCACCUUCUCAGUCAUCCUGAGUGUGGUGGUCCUCAACCUACACCACCGCUCACCCCAUACUCACCAAAUGCCCUUUUGGGUCCGUCAGAUCUUCAUUCACAAGCUCCCUGGGUACCUAGGUCUGAAGAGGCCCAAACCUGAGAGAGACCAGUUUCCGGAACCCCAACAGGCUUCUUCUCCAGGAAGUGGCUGGGGUCGGGGAACAGAUGAAUAUUUUAUCCGGAAGCCGCCGAAUGAUUUUCUCUUCCCCAAACCCAACAGGUUCCAACCAGAACUGUCUGCCCCGGAUCUACGGCGAUUUAUCGAUGGUCCCAACCGGGCUGUGGGUCUACCUCAGGAACUACGGGAAGUCAUUUCCUCGAUCACUUACAUAGCUCGGCAGUUGCAGGAACAGGAGGACUACGAUGCUCUAAAGGAGGACUGGCAGUUUGUGGCCAUGGUAGUGGAUCGCCUUUUCCUGUGGACCUUCAUCAUUUUCACGAGCGUCGGAACCCUGGUCAUUUUCUUAGAUGCCACGUAUCAUUUGCCCCCGGAGGACCCCUUUCCUUGAAGACUGAAGGUUAAUUGAACCUGUACUCUGAAAGCUCUGUAUUUCUGCUUUCUACUCUUUCAGUAGGGAUUAGGUCUCUGAUUUCCUUUCUGGGCUUUGAAGUGAGAUGGAAGGCUAACAAGCUAUAUGCUUUAUAUCCACCUGAAAUGCUUAUCAGCUUACUUACUUAGUUCUUGAAGUGCCAUUUGAAUGUCAAAA